Messenger RNA from Helianthus annuus (common sunflower), 1126 nucleotides. Its product is annotated as biotin carboxyl carrier protein of acetyl-CoA carboxylase 2, chloroplastic. Lineage: Eukaryota; Viridiplantae; Streptophyta; Magnoliopsida; Asterales; Asteraceae. Gene Ontology annotation, cellular component: acetyl-CoA carboxylase complex. The coding region runs from base 126 to 923 and encodes 265 amino acids. The record is from RefSeq and is a predicted model, not a curated record. The transcript is spliced from 7 exons. Gene Ontology annotation, biological process: fatty acid biosynthetic process. Gene Ontology annotation, molecular function: acetyl-CoA carboxylase activity.
UUGAGUUAGUUCACCUGUCUUCUUUGUUGAUAUCGCCUUCGGUAUUGACACUCUUCUCUGUUUUCACCGCCCCUGAAACCCUACAAAUCUCCUCAAACAAACUUCAUCUCAUCUCAUCAUCAACAAUGGCGUCUUUCUCUGUUCCCUGCCCUAAAACCUGCGCUUCUCUCCCUCCACUUUCCAACCCUAACCACAAUCACAACCUCCUCCGCAACAUCCUCUUCAAAUCCAACAGACCUUUGCUGUCUUCUGCACGUCUUCAGGCAACAAAGAGGAACCAGAAUGGCGGCGUUAUGAAAGUGUCCGCUCUGCUUAAUGAGGUUGAUCAAGGGAAAUCAUCGAAUUCUACGCCACCAUCAGAAGUAUCUUCUUCUAAGACCACGGUUCCUGAUGUUGCCUCCAUCACCGCAUUCAUGAAUCAAGUUGCAGGACUUGUUGAGCUUGUGGAUUCAAGAGAUAUAAUGGAGCUGCAAAUAAAACAAGACGAUUGCGAAGUCAUAAUAAGAAAGAAAGAAGCUUUACCCCCUCCUCCAGCACCUCCUAUGGUGAUGAUGCAAUCUCCACAACCUCAGCCUAUGUUUCACUCACAACCGCCCCCGCCACAAGCGGCUGCCGCCUCCUCAUCAGCGCCAGCACCUUCCACAUCACCGCCAGCAUUACCAGCCCCUGCAAAACCAAAGUCAUCACAUCCACCUCUCAAAUGCCCAAUGGCUGGAACUUUCUAUAGGGCCCCUGCGCCUGGUGCUCCCCCCUUUGUCAAGGUUGGAGACAAGGUUCAGAAAGGUCAAGUUAUAUGCAUUAUCGAGGCAAUGAAGUUGAUGAAUGAGAUUGAGGCUGAUCAAUCAGGAACAAUAGUCGAUAUUAUUGCUGAGGAUGGGAAACCAGUGAGCUUGGAUACGCCUCUACUUGUUAUUGAGCCAUAAGGAGGAAGAUUAUGAAGUUAUGUGAUGAUGAGUGCAUAGGUAAAGUCAUGUGGCAACAUUUUCUCACUUUUUUGUGUUGUUACCGUCAUUUAUGCAGCAAACUGGUUUGGUUUGCGAAUGCCUGAAAUAGUACAUUAUAUACAUCUUUCUGUCUAAUUAUAAAUAAGUUUUUGUAUCUUUAGAAAUGAAAGUUUGUUUCGGUU